CCCAUAUAGUUAAACGCAGCUAGAAAUAGGAGAAGAGGAGAAGAGAGCUGAACAUCACCAUCAUUGCUUGUAACACCACUUUGUUUUCAGAGGUGCAGCUUUGAGCCAUGGGAAAAAGCUCGUCCAAACCUGAGCCCCCCACAUCUUCUCCGACUUUUGAUGAACCAUGGAGGAAAAUACUAUGGGGCAACAAAGAGAGAUAUCUGCUGGAAGUGAAGAAUUAUCAAUCCCAUAACAAUGAGCUCCAACAUCUGAGAAUUCUUCUUCAUGGACCAGCUGGUGCUGGAAAGUCCAGUUUCAUUAACUCAGUCGACAGUGUUUUACAAGGCAGAAUGGCUGGUCGAGCUUUGACAGACGCAACCUCUAAGGAGAGCUUCACCAAAACAUACAGAACUUACAAGAUCCAAAAAGAAGAACCAGGGACCGUUUACCCUUUUGUCUUCACUGACAUCAUGGGCCUUGAGAAGGACUCAAACAAAGGGGUUGGAGUACAGGACAUCAUACUGGCUAUGAAGGGACACGUAAAAGAUGGUUACAAAUUCAAUCCUGUUACUCAAUUAUCUGAGGACGAUCAAAACUACAACGGCUCCCCCAGUCUAAGUGACAAAGUUCAUGUUCUGGUUUGUGUGAUUGCUGCUGACACAUUUAAUAUACUGGAUGAUGAAACAAUGAAAAAGAUGAGGGAGGUCAGACUUACAGCCAGUGACAUGGGGAUUCCCCAAGUGGCUAUUCUCACCAAAAUUGAUGAAGCCUGUCCUGAAGUCAAAAAAAUUAUAAGGAACGUGUAUAAGAGCAAGUACCUGAAUCAACUGAUGGAGGAAUUGAAUGUGAAGUUGGGUGUUCCACUGAACUGCAUCUUUCCUGUGAAGAACUACCACAAGGAAAUCAACAUUGAUGAUGACAUUGAUGCACUGAUUCUGAGUACACUGAGACAGAUGAUUAACUAUGGGGAAGACUUUGUCAACAACCUGUAGAUCUACAGUGCUAAAGCAAAUCUUGUUUAUCACAGAAAGAAAAAUGGCAUUUCAUAAUUUUCAAGUCGUUUCAUUUCAUGAUUUGAAAUGUACUUUCAAACAGUCAUGUGCAUGAUAAUGACACAAAAUGGGCAAUUUGUCCUUUUGUUUUUCAUAUACAAGCAUGUAAUGUAAAGUAGCCAGUAUUGUAUCUACUACAAGUUAUCAUAGAACCACGUUACCUUGCUGAAUUAGAGCAGCAGUACCACUCUAUGCAUUUUGAGCUUUUGCAGUAUUAUGUUGUUUGCCAUUCUUUCUUGAUUCAGGUGGUCAUUUGUGAUGUUGUAGUUUCCCAGUAUUCAUGAAUCAUUUUCAUUGACCAAAUGUGGAAAUCU
Messenger RNA from Seriola dumerili (greater amberjack), 1348 nucleotides. Its product is annotated as interferon-induced protein 44-like. The coding region runs from base 108 to 974 and encodes 288 amino acids. The transcript is spliced from 8 exons. Lineage: Eukaryota; Metazoa; Chordata; Actinopteri; Carangiformes; Carangidae. The record is from RefSeq and is a predicted model, not a curated record.